AUGGCCUCCAUCCUUCGCCUCUUCGCGUUGUCCGCUGCUUUGGGCCAGGCAACUGCUACCUUCAAUCUCAAUACUUCCGGUCCUAGUUGGGCCUAUACAACCAAUGACUUAGCAGACACGACGUCGCAGGCUUGCAAGGACGCCUACAGCGCCAGUAUCAACUGCGAUGAAACCCUCCUCAAGAUCGUGGCGUCUAUGGAUCCUGACUUCGACCCACAGUCUUCGGACUUGAAGGCUACGUGCACCACAACAUGCAGUGAUUCAUUGUCCAAGUACGUCAAGAACGUCAAGGCUGCAUGUGACAAGGAUGGCGAUCUAGCCGGGAUUGACAACGGGAAUAAGGUUACUUAUGAGGCUCCCGUGGCCACCGUGGGCGAGGUUUUCCAGUACAAAUACGGCCAAUCUUGUGCCAAGAGCGGGUCUGAUUACUGCUACUUGACCUAUCCCGAGAGCGACGAUUGGGGCAAUACCGACUUCCCAUGUAGCGACGAGUGUGCAGUCGAGUUCUUCCGAAACGCACACGAGCAACCUGGCUCGGCAUAUUUCUUCAACUACUUCUCUCUUGGUAAUCAAUCAUCAUGGUGGGAGGAGACCUUUGCCGGUGGUUGGGAAACUGUCGUUCAAUGCGAUGGUGGAAGCGAUCACCAAAGCAGUUAUAUCUACGACCUUAACACCAACUGCAGCGAUGACAACCACGCCGGUUCGGUCUGCCUCUGA
This is a messenger RNA of Penicillium robsamsonii, 717 nucleotides long. RefSeq lists its product as uncharacterized. Bases 1 to 717 code for a protein of 238 amino acids. The transcript has 3 exons. The record is from RefSeq and is a predicted model, not a curated record. NCBI's taxonomy places the organism in Eukaryota, Fungi, Ascomycota, Eurotiomycetes, Eurotiales, Aspergillaceae.